This is a messenger RNA of Aspergillus versicolor CBS 583.65, 2145 nucleotides long. RefSeq lists its product as uncharacterized. Lineage: Eukaryota; Fungi; Ascomycota; Eurotiomycetes; Eurotiales; Aspergillaceae. The record is from RefSeq and is a predicted model, not a curated record. Gene Ontology annotation, biological process: carbohydrate metabolic process. The transcript is spliced from 12 exons. Bases 1 to 2145 code for a protein of 714 amino acids.
AUGCGCGGCUUAAAUAUUGUAUAUCUGGGGCUGCCAGCUCUCGUUGCGGGUCGCAUUGACAGGCAGACAAUAGUCUCCCAAUAUAAUGUCGUCCGCACGAGCCUAAUUGACAAUGAAACAACCCCUUUGCAGGUCGGGAACGGCAAUUUUGCCUUUAACGUGGAUAAUACUGGAAUGCAGACAUUCCUCCCAUUUAAUACACUUUCUAGCUGGGCAUGGCACAAUGACUCGCUACCGACGGAUGGAGAGCAGCUCGACGACUACACCGGCGUACCAAUGCUAACCCACGGCCGCAAUGUAUCCUACGAUAUACCCGACCCAGACCUCCCUGAAGUGUCCCAGUGGCUCAUUGGGAAUCCGAACCGCAUAAACCUUGGGCGGAUAGGGCUGAGAUACAGAAAUUCCACACUGGCAGCGUCUGACAUCAUAGAUCCGCGACAGGAAUUGGACCUUUGGAAUGGGGUGAUAACUUCAACAUUCAAGGUCGACGGUGAACACGUCAAAGUGGUCACACAGGGAGACUUUGACUCUGACUCUGUGGCGUUCAAUAUCGAAUCACGGCUUGUGGAAACAGGUGCAUUGACUGUGGAACUGGACUUCCCGUAUCCGCCCAUUCACUCGACUGACUACAAGUAUGAAGUAUUUGUGGGAGUCUAUGACUUUGCUGAUAACCAUACCACGUCCAUCAUUCCCAGCAGGAACAGGGACACGGCGCAUAUAUACCACGAACUACAGGAGACAAACUACUUCACAAACCUGCGCUGGCCAUCUCACUCUCCUCUUCAAUUACUCCAGAAUCAGAAAGCAGCAGGCCUAGCAAAGCAUCAAUACAGGCUUAAACCGCAGACACGAUCAUCAACCAUAUCAUUUACAGCACUGUUCUCCCCCGAAAAGCAGAUCCCCGAUCAUCCCACUAAAAUCCAAAAGAGAAACACCGCUGGAUGGAACAAAUACUGGAGCAAAGGCGGCUUCGUCGAUCUAACCUCCUCUACAAACCCUAAAGCAGACGAACUCCAGCGCCGGAUAAUUCUCUCGCAGUACCACGUCCGCGUGAACAGUGCAGCAACCGGACAAUCUCCCCAGGAGAGCGGACUGAUGAAUAACGGGUGGUAUGGCAAAUUCCACAUGGAGAUGGUGGUAUGGCAUAACGCGCAUUGGGCGACCUGGGGUCGGCAGGAGUUCUUUGAUGAUGUUUUCCCCGGUGUUUAUGAGUCGCUUCUUCCGUCGUCUUUGGCCAGGGCGGAAGUGAUGGGAUGGGAGGGUGCCAGAUGGCCGAAGAUGACGGAGACUAAUACAGGCGUUAGUUCUCCUGGAGGUAUAAAUGGGCUUCUACUAUGGCAGCAGCCACACCCGAUGUACCUCGCUCAAUUGGCAUACCAGGCAUCACCGACGACAAAGACAUUGCGGAAAUGGGAUCCCGUUUUAACAGCAACAGCAGACUAUAUGGCAUCAUAUGCAUGGAAGAAUGAAAGUUCGGGAUACUAUGAUCUGGGACCUCCAUCAUACGGAGUCACGGAGAAUACACCCCCAGCCGAUACCCUGAAUCUGGCCUACGAGAUAGCAUACUGGCGCUACGGUCUGGACGUCGCGCGAGAGUGGAAAGCGAAGCUCGACCAGCCUGUUCCUGAAAAAUGGACAACCGUAGCAAAGAACCUCGCGCCCCCGCCCCAGGUCGAUGGUCUUUACGCCGUUUACGAAGGGCUGAACAGUUCCUGGUGGGAAGACUCAGAGUUGACAGGCGAUCCGCGGAGCUUGAUUAUGCUGCAGGGUAUACUCCCCGACACACCAGCUGUUGACUCUGAUAUUGCAAAGAAAACAGCAGAUAAGGUCUGGGAAAUCUGGACAGAUGAGAAUAUUCGCGGCUGGGGAAGGCCAGUUCUUGCGAUUAACUCGGCGAGGAUUGGGAACCCGGAUCGGGCGAUUUAUCAUUUGACGGCGUAUGAGUAUUGGAUUUUUGAUGAUGCGGGAUUUGCUGUUCGCGGAGGCGAUGGGGGAACACCACCGCCGUUCAUGCCUGGUAAUGCAGGAUUCCUACUAGCAGUGGCGUAUAUGGCUGCGGGGUGGGAUGGGUCUGAGGGCUAUGCUCCUGGGUUUCCAGAAGACGGAUGGGUGGUGAGGCAUGAGGGGUUACAGAAGGCAUUAUGA